This is a messenger RNA of Thunnus maccoyii (southern bluefin tuna), 426 nucleotides long. Its product is annotated as transcription factor COE3-like. The coding region runs from base 1 to 426 and encodes 141 amino acids. NCBI's taxonomy places the organism in Eukaryota, Metazoa, Chordata, Actinopteri, Scombriformes, Scombridae. Gene Ontology annotation, molecular function: RNA polymerase II cis-regulatory region sequence-specific DNA binding; DNA-binding transcription factor activity, RNA polymerase II-specific. The transcript has 4 exons. The record is from RefSeq and is a predicted model, not a curated record. Gene Ontology annotation, biological process: regulation of transcription by RNA polymerase II.
AUGUUUGGGAUCCAGGACAACCUGCCCCGCGGGGCCACGGCCAGCAUGAAGGAGGAGCCGCUGGCCGUUCGCUCCUGGAUGCACUCGGCCGGCGUGGUGGACGCCAACACGGCCGCUCAGAGCGGGGUGGGGUUAGCUCGAGCUCACUUUGAGAAGCAGCCUCCGUCCAAUCUGAGGAAAUCCAACUUCUUCCACUUCGUGUUGGCGCUCUACGACCGGCAGGGUCAGCCGGUCGAGAUCGAACGCACCGCUUACGUCGACUUCGUGGAGAAAGAGAAGGAGCCGAGCGGAGAGAAAACCAACAACGGGAUUCAUUACAAGCUGCAGCUGCUCUACAGUAACGGAGUGAGGACGGAGCAGGAUCUGUACGUCCGACUCAUCGACUCCAUGACCAAACAGGUGAGACAUCGAUUAUCGAUCACCUGA